Doryrhamphus excisus (bluestripe pipefish) is the source of this 2473-nucleotide messenger RNA. It is a transcript of the gene tsg101a, whose product is annotated as tumor susceptibility 101a. NCBI's taxonomy places the organism in Eukaryota, Metazoa, Chordata, Actinopteri, Syngnathiformes, Syngnathidae. Gene Ontology annotation, molecular function: ubiquitin binding. The record is from RefSeq and is a predicted model, not a curated record. Gene Ontology annotation, biological process: protein transport; protein modification process; endosome to lysosome transport. Gene Ontology annotation, cellular component: ESCRT I complex.
UCAGGUGAAAUGCCGGAAAUAGUUUUUGAUGACGGUCUGAUGUUUGUGUUCAGGGCCAUUUGUUGUUUGUUCUGAGAAACACUUUCGUCAUCUUACGCCUUAAACUCUCAUUUUAAUGCUUUGAUUUGGGAUAACGAGAAAAUACAUUGAUAUCGUUUAACUGGGCGUAACCAGACUGUUUUGUUUGGUGCGGCUCGAGGCUUUGCUAACAUUAGUCUAGCAUUUGUCGAUUUCUUGCUAGCAAGCUUUACUUUGUAUUAGCUGUCCCGCCAGAUACUACAGGUACUCUUAUUUUUUAAAAGGAUUCCAUUAACCACCACAAACAAUGGCGGUUGUCAACGAAAGUGCCCUGAAGAAAAUGUUGAAGCAAUACAAGUAUAGGGACCUGACAGUUCGUGAAAUCACCAACGUCAUCUCUCAGUACAAAGACUUGAAGCCAGUUAUGGAUGGUUAUGUGUUCAACGAUGGCUCUACAAGAGACCUGAUGAGUUUAACAGGGACGGUCCCUGUAAGCUAUAGAGGCAAUGUCUACAACAUCCCAGUAUGUUUAUGGUUGCUGGACACCUACCCCUUCAACCCGCCCAUAUGUUUUGUUAAACCUACCAGUACCAUGAUGAUCAAAACUGGGAAACAUAUUGAUGCCAAUGGAAAGAUCUACCUGCCCUAUCUACACGAGUGGAAGCAUCCUCAGUCAGACCUGUAUGGACUCAUUCAGGUGAUGAUUGUGGUGUUUGGAGAGGAGCCUCCUGUCUUUUCUCGCCCGACCACACAAGCGCCUUAUCAGGCUUUCCAAGCUGCUGGACCUCCUAACCCUUCUUAUGUACCUGGCAUGCCUGCAGUUUCACCAUAUGGUCCAAAUCCUAAUACAGGAAGCUAUCCAGGGUACCAGUACCCUGGGGGGAACUCUUACCCAACUACUGCUGGUCCUGCACAUUACCCCACACAAACUCCUGUGUCAACAGUGGGUUCCAACAGAGAUGGCACCAUUGGUGAAGACACCAUCCGUGCAUCGCUCAUCUCAGCUGUUAGUGACAAGCUUCGCUGGAGGAUGAAGGAGGAAAUGGACAGGGCUCAGGCGGAGUUGGAUGCCCUCAAGCGGACAGAAGAAGACCUCAAGAAGGGCCAUCAGAAACUGGAGGAGAUGAUCUCAAGAUUAGACCAGGAAGUGUCCGAAGUUGACAGGAACAUCGAGUUGCUGAAGCGUAAAGACGAGGAGCUGAGUGACGCCCUGGAGAAAAUGGAGAACCAGUCGGAGAACAAUGACAUUGAUGAGAUCAUCGUGCCGACAGCCCCUCUAUACAAACAAAUUUUGAACCUGUACGCUGAGGAAAAUGCCAUCGAAGACACAAUUUUCUACUUGGGAGAGGCCCUCCGUAGGGGGGUCAUCGACUUGGAGGUUUUUCUCAAGCACGUACGCCUUCUGUCCAGAAAGCAGUUCCAGCUCCGUGCCCUCAUGCAGAAAGCUCGCAAGACUGCUGGCCUCAGUGACCUCUACUGAGUAACUAACACAAGCAGGAAACACUCAUGUCUUCACUCUCUCUGGUUCUCCUCCUUUCUCCUCUAUGUUGUAUUCCAUCUUUAAUGGGCCACCGAGCUGUUUAGAUGUUGUAGAUUGAAGAUGAAGAUUUGUGGUGGUGACCUGUGACCACGGUGCGGUCACACACUUGAUCAGACCAAAUACAUGAGAGAUUGUCCACAAACCUGGGAGUUGUGACCCAGACUUGACGCCGUCGUGUGUACUCCGGCUUACACAACUGAUCCCUUCUUACAAAUAUUGAUAAGGGAGAAUGUGUGCAAGUUGAGCAACCUGGUUUGCGUGGCACUCCAGGGAAGCUCCGAUGAGAAUAUAUGAGCUUGGUGUUUGGAGAGUAAGCACAAAAAAUAUUGGGGGCUAGGCGUUGAGACAGCCCUCAUCAUCAUGAAAAGGUUAAGCUCUGAUAUAAAUACCCAAGGCAACCUAUUAGGGAGUACCGUGAUUUAGUGCUGCAUGCAGCCUGGGCCACGUUCAGAAGGCUUUUUCUAUUGUGGAUAUGCUUUAAAAGAUGAAAGUGUUGUUUUCACCCGUCUCCUUUCAUGUCCAGUUAGUGUGAAGUUCUUUCUUGUACAUGUCAGCUGCUCAGGUUAGCCCUCCAAUUUGACUGUUUGGCUGCAUUAACCAAUCAUGUACAGUAGCUGUUCUAUCCUGUACAGUCUUUCUCUUGACAGUUUUAGCACACUCGCUAUUUUUCUUUUUUCCUGUCCGCUCUUAUUUGUCGGAAUCGGUCAGAGAACAUCUUACACAACAAUUAUAUUAAUCAAAAGUGAAGUUAUGGCAAACACCUCUCAUUUAACUUAGCCUUCUACUAAUGCACUUUGAAAUGUAUGAUAGAAUAUCUGCUGUUAUUUUUGCGUUUCCAGUUCAGCCAUAGACCAUCUUUUGUAUCUGUAGAUUUAUGUAAAUCAGUUCAAGUUAAAUAAAUCUGAUUUCAUCGCU